AUGGAAAGGAUUAAGCAACUUUCAUCACAGCUUAUGGGUUCAGGAUCCGGUCGCGCACGACUCGAGGCAAAGUCGCCAGACGACGUCGUAGUCACAAUGGCUAUACGCUCUCCAAUGUGCAAGGCCCGCAAAGGUGGUUUCAAAGAUACAAGGAGCGAUGAGCUCUUGACAGCCAUGUUCAAGGCAGCUAUAGCAAACUGCCAAGUAGACCCGAAGUCUAUUGAGGACAUUUGCGUCGGCACCGUCCUCCCUCCCCGCGCACCUUAUGAAGCACGUGCUGCUGCACUUGCAGCGGGUAUCCCAGAGACGACGCCCUUGCAAACCAUCAACCGGUUCUGCUCUAGCGGACUAAUGGCCGUCACCACCAUUUCAAACCAAAUCCGUGCGGGACAGAUUGAAAUUGGUUUAGCCGUUGGCGUAGAAAGCAUGACCAUGAACGCCGAUAGGGAUACGGGAUACAGCGAGGAAAUUAUGCAACAUCCCGUCGCCAAAGAUUGCAAGAUGCCCAUGGGCUGGACGUCGGAAAAUGUGGCGACAGAAUUCAAUAUUAGUCGAGAAUCCAUGGACGAGUUUGCUGCGCUAUCUUUCCAGCGUGCUUCAAAAGCGCAAAAAGAGGGCAUAUUCAAGACGGAGAUUGUGCCUAUCGAAGCAAUCAAGGUUGACCCUAAAACCGGUGCACGCUCAAAAAUUAUCGUCAGCGAGGACGAUGGUAUUCGCCAUGGUACGACCGCCGAAGCGCUCUCAAAGAUCAAGAGCGCAUUCCCUCAGUGGGGAGAAGGAAAAACGACGGGAGGAAACGCUUCCCAAGUCACUGACGGUGCUGCGGCCGUCUUGCUCAUGACGAGGCGACGGGCGGAAGCACUCGGGCUAAAAAUCUUGGCCAAACACGUCACUACGUCAGUUGCGGGAUUGGCUCCUCGGAUUAUGGGAAUAGGUCCAAGUAUAGCGAUCCCCAUGGCCCUCGAAAAGGCCGGGAUAACCAAAGACGACAUCAAUGAGGCUUUCGCUUCAAUGUAUGUCUACUGUGUCCGAAAGCUUGACCUCGACAUUGAAAAGGUCAAUGUAAAUGGUGGUGCAAUUGCCCUCGGUCAUCCAUUAGGUACGACGGGAGCCAGGCAGAUAGCCACGGGGUUAAAUGCAUUGGAGCGUCGUGGCGGAAAGAUCUUAGUCACGUCAAUGUGCAUUGGCCUCGGGAUGGGUGCGGCAGCCGUCUUUGUUCGGGACUGA
Messenger RNA from Serendipita indica DSM 11827, 1227 nucleotides. NCBI's taxonomy places the organism in Eukaryota, Fungi, Basidiomycota, Agaricomycetes, Sebacinales, Serendipitaceae. The record is from the annotation of a GenBank genome assembly.